UCGAAUGCACAAAUAUUAUCGUGGUAUCGAUAUCGAUCCAAUUUUCAUUUUUUUAAGGAAUGUUUAAGAAACGCUGACAAUCAUCUGACCUUGUCCGAUUCUAUUGACCGUUUUUCCUUCAUUCGAUGGCCAGUUGCACUUUAGAAUCUGACACUAAAACGUUGUUUAAAAAAAAAAUUAAACAAAUAAUGAUGUCAUCAAUUAUAAACGAUACAAAUUUGCCAAAAUGUUUUAUAAAUAAAAUUGUUUCGCCAACUGACGAGGAAGGAAUAACAGUUGUAAGAAGUGGGAUUCAAAAUAUGACUGAUAUCGCAAAAUGGAUUAAGGAAUUUGGUCAAAAUACUUGCACCCAUUGGGUCGUUUCAAAAGUAAUAAGUGAAGGCCAAAGAAUUGUUUGUUCAAAACAAUAUGUUUGUCAAUACAGUUCUUCAAGAAAACAUAAAGAAAAACGUGGCAUAACAAAAGAUAUUUUAUGUCCGGCUAAAAUUAAUUUUCAAAUUAAAAUAAAUACUUCUUAUACAAGAGCUAGUGAUAUCCACAUUAGGGAAGGUUUAUGUGGUGUUAUAAUAAUUAAAAAUAAACACACCCAUCCAAUUGAUAUGGAAGAUAACUUAAUAAGACAAACAGCACUAAACGCACCAUUAAAAGAAACAUUUUUCGAAUAUUUUUCUUGCGGUUUAAACGUUUCUGAAUCAAUAAAACAUUACCAACAAGGUUUAGAUAAUAAUAAUAAAUUGGAUAAUAAUUUAAAUAAAACGUCUCCAACCGAACGAACAGUUCGUUUUUGGCACGAACAAUGGAAAAAAUUAGAACAUUUAAAACGGCGUACAGAAAUCGCUUUAAGUAAAUUUUUUUGUUGGCAGGCAAACCUAAAUCGAAAUUACGACUCAACAUUUUCUCAAAAUUACUAUCAAAACUCAAAAGAAGCAUCCCAACAACCGCAACAAUCUCAAAAACAAAUUUGUAUUAUUAAAGAAGACGAUGUUGUAAUAGAAGAUCGAAAUUUAUUAUCUCCACCAUCCGCUAUGGACAACAGUGACGCAAUUUCAACAAACUCUCAAUCGUUAACAAUUAGAAACGAUGAAUCGAUCGCUUUUGGUGAUUACGUCGGAUUAAGUUUGAGCCGAAUGGAAGAACAUAUCCGAUCGGUUGUGAUCCACAAAAUAAGCAAGAUUAUUUUUGAAGCCGAUAUGGGGAAGUUGAGUAAAGAUGGGAAUGAGGAAGUUACACAUAAAAAUUAAUUUAAUUUAGUUGUAAUUUUUGUUUAACUGGUUAAAACUAGAUUUGAGAUUUUGAAUGCAAGCCAAAAGAAUCUCUUUUUUAGUGGAUGGGCCAACCUUGUUUACAUCAAAAACUCUCAGUUGUGAUUAUUUGGAUCUACGCCCGUUUAAUACAAAGUCCACGUGUGGGGAGGGAUUUAUUUUAAAACCCUUUAAAACUUUCCAAACAUAAAAUUUUUUUGUUAUUAUUAAAAGUAUUUUCUUCUCUUGUAUUUAUAAACUUUAUAAAGUGCAUUCGAAUCGUUUCAAGCAUGCAAGUUAACGUUCCAUAACGAAUAUUAAGAGGUAUUACUGUAAAACUUUCUCGCUUAAUGAUCACGUGAAUAACGAAUGAUUUGAUAUAACAGGAUAUUUAUAAAACAUCACUUAAAAAGUUUGUUAAUAAAAAAACGUUGAUUAGUAUAAAUGAAUCAUUGAAUUUGUUGACACACCAAAUAAAAAUAGAUAACAAAUCUAAAAAAAAAUAAUCGGUUAUUUUAA
This is a messenger RNA of Onthophagus taurus, 1760 nucleotides long. NCBI's taxonomy places the organism in Eukaryota, Metazoa, Arthropoda, Insecta, Coleoptera, Scarabaeidae. The record is from RefSeq and is a predicted model, not a curated record.